This is a messenger RNA of Knipowitschia caucasica, 573 nucleotides long. Lineage: Eukaryota; Metazoa; Chordata; Actinopteri; Gobiiformes; Gobiidae. The record is from the annotation of a GenBank genome assembly.
AUGAUUCUGAGACAGUCCCCACUGACCGAGGCUCUGGUGUUAGGAACCAGACAGCCCCCACUGACCGAGGUUCUGGUUUUCGGAAUCAGACAGCCCCCUCUGACCGAGGCUCUGGACUUAGGAACCAGACAGCCUCCACUGACCGAGGCUCUGGUGUUAGGAACCAGACAGCCCCCUCUGACCGAGGCUCUGGUGUUAGGAACCAGACAGCUCCCACUGACCGAGGCUCUGGACUUAGGAACCAGACAGCUCCCACUGACCGAGGCUCUGGACUUAGGAACCAGACAGCCCCCACUGACCGAGGCUCUGGACUUAGGAACCAGACAGCCCCCUCUGACCGAGGCUCUGGACUUAGGAACCAGACAGCCCCCUCUGACCGAGGCUCUGGUGUUAGGAACCAGACAGCCCCCACUGACCGAGGCUCUGGUGUUAGGAACCAGACAGCCCCCUCUGACCGAGGCUCUGGUGUUAGGAACCAGACAGCCCCCACUGACCGAGGCUCUGGUGUUAGGAACCAGACAGCCCCCACUGACCGAGGCUCUGGUUCCCAAAGACCUGUGCUCUGCCAACUGA